This is a messenger RNA of Lethenteron reissneri (Far Eastern brook lamprey), 2383 nucleotides long. Its product is annotated as Bardet-Biedl syndrome 12 protein homolog. The record is from RefSeq and is a predicted model, not a curated record. Gene Ontology annotation, biological process: photoreceptor cell maintenance; chaperone-mediated protein complex assembly. Lineage: Eukaryota; Metazoa; Chordata; Hyperoartia; Petromyzontiformes; Petromyzontidae.
CGCUCGAUGGGACCAGGCCGCUCUGUGCGUGAGCAACUCCAGGGCGGCAGCUCAACCCCGGCGACUGCUCAGCCGGCAUUUCCACUCGGCCUUGGCCAAACCACGUGGCGCCUACGGCUCGACUCGUUCAUCCUGUGGUGAAGAUCACGGUCAGUUGUCCAAACGCGGGCGAGCCAGUUCCCAGCGAGGACGUUACCAAGACUCACGUUCUGCCUCGCCGGCCGUCGACGCGCAGCGGCACGAGAAGCGAGGUGCCGACCGCGGUGCGCGGAGUGGGCCGACUCGCGCGGGGGCUGAGCCACGGCCAGGAGCGGGAGAUGGGGCUGGCUUGGGACACGUAUCUCGCUCAGAUACACGCGCGCCGCGGCUUGGCGUCGCGGCCGGAGUUCGACCUCCGGCGCAUCGUCACGGCGCUCACGCCGGGGCGGAGUGAGGACGCGUCCCGAGUCGUGGACGGCUACUUGACGAGCGUGCCCGCCACUGACGCUGCCGUCGCCAGGAGUCUGAGCGGAAGGCCACUCGGCGCUCUGCUGUUUGGAGGGGACCUCACCGCCGACCAUCGUCACCCAGGCUUUCAGGGACUCGAGCGUGGACAGGUAGUGUUCUGGUGCGGAAUGGAGCGCGAGCAAAAUGGGUUUAGCACUCCGGGCAGCCAUCCCGGCGCCAGCGAACCGCACGGGCCGCGACAGCCGGGAUCGACGAAUUCCGGCUCGCGGCCUGCACCCGACGCGACGUCGCCCUGGCAAGCAGAAGAGCAGGAUGCGUGGCUGGAGGAGACGGCGCUGGCCCUGAGCGGCACACGAGCACGGUUGGUGAUGGCUCGUGGGGAGGUCUGCCCGCGGCUCGCCGAGCGCGGCAACAACCUCGGCAUCGUCUUCCUGCCUCGAGUGCCGUCGGCCGUGCUGCGCGCCGUGUCCCAGGCGAGCGGCGCCAAGAUACUCGCCUACCCAUGCCAGGCCGGCGCCUCCCACGCGGCCACCCUUUCUCUGGAAUUGAUCGACGAGGAGCUGGAUGCGGCCGUCCCGACCGUUCGCCGCGCUGGUGCCAGUCGCAGCGGCGAUGGCGGCACGAGAGUGAUCGUGAAGACUGCGGCGGUGCAGUCGGUGGUAUUGUGCGGCCGCGUGCCCUGCCGUCUGCCUGUGAUGGAAUCGCGGUUCUGGGCAUGCGCGCGUCGGCUGAGUGGCGCCAUAAACGAUGGUCGGGUUCUACCGGGCGCCGGCGUUUCCGAGCUGCACUGCGUGCGCAUCCUACAGGACAUGGCCUCCAGGGCGCAAUCGUCGGCCCCGGGCUCGGGGGCCGAUGCCGCCGCGAGCCAGCAGCCGCACGACUUUUGGGGAGUGCAUCAUUUCAGCAGCAUUGGUUCAAGACGAGCAGACCUCUGGGCCGUCGUCGACACGGAGUCUCUCGUCAGCAGUCGGAUGACAUCGAGGCGUGUUCCGAGUGUCGCCGAGGCUGCUGGUGCCUGACCCGACCCACAGGGGGCGACGCCAGACACCGUCUCCAGCCGAGCCACCGUCUCCUGCCCGAGCCAGCACAGCGCAAAAUACACCCGCGCAUGAAUGGACGCCUCUUUCCCAUAUCCGUCCCUCCACGCAAGAACAAUACAAGUCGUGUUUUACACAUCCCAUCAGCCGUACGACCUUCUGGGAGUACGUAAUUUCAGCAGCAUUGGUUCAUCACAAGGAACACUGUGUACUGGUUUAGACAUGCGGUGUCUUGUCAGCAGAAUCCAGCUUGCUUGAAGCAAUGCUGGUGAACUGCCAGAUGUUGAUGUGAGGACCCCCCUUCCCUGUGAGACGUGAAGACCACGCUUCAUGUCAGCUUGCUGCACAGGCCCUAAAUGCCAACCGGCCAGCAAAAAAAGAUACUAUCAAAGUUGCAUCUUGACUUAAAGCUUUCGUGACUGCAGGAAUUCAUAUUCUUUGGAUCUUUCGGUAAAGUCACGUAGAUAGGUUCAAAGAAAAUAACCAAAAAAAACUACGACGUUUCGAUCGCAACACAAGCGCUCGACAUCUUCACCAACGGUUUUGUUUAUUAUUUUUUGUUAUUUUCAUUGAACCUAUCUACGUUACUUUACCGAAAAACCCAAAGAAUAUCAAAGUUGCAUUAGAUAAGAGUGUAACACGUUGCUUUAAUUGAGUGAGGUUAUUAUAAGAACUUGGGGAAAAGAGACAACGGUGGCAGAGGCAGCAGUGCGAGGGAAGAAGCAGAGAGAGACCCGAGGUGACCCGCAGGGUGGUGGGUGGGUGAGCGAGUGGGUGAUUGAGCGAGUGGGUGAGUGAGCGAGUGGGUGAGUGGGCGAGUGAGCGAGUGGUUGAGUGAGCGAGUGGUUGAGUGAGCGAGUGGGUGAGUGAGCGAGUGGUUGAGUGAGCGAGUGGUUGAG